Messenger RNA from Achroia grisella, 5296 nucleotides. It is a transcript of the gene sno, whose product is annotated as protein strawberry notch. NCBI's taxonomy places the organism in Eukaryota, Metazoa, Arthropoda, Insecta, Lepidoptera, Pyralidae. Gene Ontology annotation, molecular function: chromatin DNA binding; histone binding. Gene Ontology annotation, cellular component: nucleus. The record is from RefSeq and is a predicted model, not a curated record. The transcript has 28 exons. Bases 169 to 4266 code for a protein of 1365 amino acids. Gene Ontology annotation, biological process: regulation of DNA-templated transcription.
CAUUGACCGCCGUUUGGACGUCUCUUUUUUUGUUAUUACGAAACAAGAAUUUCCUCGCUUUUAAUUUGAAAUUGUGAAAAACUGUACUUAAUAAGUUGGCUUAAGACUUUAAUUGUGACAUAUAUUAGCAAACGAAAGUGAUCCAGAAACGCUGAAUCAGGUUGAAAAAUGUCAAAACGUGAUGAUGAGGAUAAUCCGCCAACACCAUCGGACGAUGACUCCGAUUUUGAUGAUGACGAGGAUCCCGAUAAUUUGGAAGUGCCAGGUGGAGGGAAGACUCUCGCAGCAGCAGCGCGCCUGGCGGACAAGAAACCAAACCCCACACCAAUGCCGGUCACAAUCCGACCGACUACUUACCCCUUAGCUGCGGCAUCAGGCUUAGCUUUCGGACAGGUCGCUAACAUGAAACCUAUAAAGAUACAGGCCAGUCAGUUAGGCAAACCAUUAUCUCUAGGAGUUGGACGAGGAAUGGUAGCGGCUGGUGCGGCACCGUCACCGUCGCCGUUCGCGGCCGGCUCCUCUAUGGCCUUCAAUGCCGCCUCCCUGCUCGCGCAGAUGGAAACGGUCGGUAUCUCGGGUAUGAACCCGUACCUCCUGCAGAAUUUGAACCAGAUAUUGGCGUCCGGUGUGGGCGGACCCCUCGCUGGCAUGCUGGGCCAGUUCGCGCAGUUGUCGUCGUGGCCGCAGCCCAACGGCACCAUGUGGCAGCCGGAUAGGAUGCCCGGAGAAGAAGAAGAAGUAGACGAUGAAGACAUGGGUGUGGCCGAGACAUAUGCAGAUUAUAUGCCACUUAAACUGAAGCUGGGUCGCAAGCACCCGGACCCGGUGGUGGAGACGGCGUCGCUGUCGUCGGUGGAGCCGGUGGACGUGACGUACGCGCUGGGCCUGCCGGACUCAACGGUCCGCGGCGGACUUCUGUCCGCGCUGCAGCUGGAGGCGGUGGUGUACGCCGCGCAGGCGCACGAACACAUGCUGCCGGACGGCACGCGCGCCGGAUUCCUCAUAGGCGAUGGCGCCGGCGUGGGUAAAGGUCGUACGAUCGCGGGGAUCAUUUUCGAGAACUAUCUAAAGGGACGCAAGCGCGCCAUCUGGGUGUCCGUAUCGAACGACCUCAAGUAUGAUGCCGAACGAGAUUUACGCGAUAUCGGCGCUGGCAACAUAGAAGUGUAUCCGCUCAACAAGUUCAAGUACGCAAAGAUCUCGUCAGCGGUAAACGGUAACGUCAAAAAGGGCGUGGUGUUCGCAACGUACUCGUCGCUGAUUGGCGAGACGCAGUCCUCCGCCACCAAGUACCGCUCUCGUCUCAAGCAGCUGUUGCAGUGGUGCGGGGAAGAUUUCGACGGACUUAUCGUGUUCGACGAGUGCCACAAGGCGAAGAACCUGUGCCCAGUAGGGUCGGGCAAGGCCACCAAGACUGGCCUGACGGCGCUGGAGCUGCAGACUCGGCUGCCGCGCGCGCGCGUGGUGUACGCGUCUGCUACGGGGGCGUCCGAGCCUCGCAACAUGGCCUACAUGGUGCGGCUCGGCAUCUGGGGCGAGGGCACGCCCUUCCCCACCUUCAUGGACUUCAUCAACGCCGUCGAGAAGAGGGGUGUGGGCGCUAUGGAAAUAGUGGCGAUGGACAUGAAGCUGCGAGGCAUGUACAUCGCGCGACAGCUCUCGUUCCACGGAGUGUCGUUCAAGAUCGAGGAGGUGCCACUCUCAGAUGCCUUCAAGGAGACCUACGAUAAAGCCGUGGCACUGUGGGUGGAAGCCAUGCAACGGUUCACGGAGGCGGCCGAGCUGAUCGACGCGGAGCCGCGCAUGAAGAAGACCAUGUGGGGACAGUUCUGGUCGGCACACCAGAGGUUCUUCAAGUACCUCUGCAUCGCGGCCAAGGUAAAUCAUGCAGUGGUGACCGCCCGCGAAGCAGUGAAAUGCGGCAAGUGCGUCGUGAUCGGCCUGCAGUCCACAGGAGAGGCGCGCACUUUGGACCAGCUCGAGAGAGAUGAUGGGGAACUCACAGACUUUGUCUCCACUGCCAAGGGUGUGUUCCAAACACUGGUGGAGAAACACUUCCCCGCGCCGGACCGGAACCGCAUCAACCGGCUGCUGGGUCUGGAGCCGAACAAGCCGAAGCCGAAGCAGUUGCCGCCUCCGGUGACCCACAACGGCCGGAACGGACUGGACGACGAGGCCAACACGUCCAAGAGGAAACUGACGGCCCGUCAGCAAGCGAACCAGGCGGCGAAGAGAGCGCGAGGACGCUCGUCGUCGGACGAGUUCGUGCGCGGCUCCGACGACGACCUCGACGCGGAGCCCGACCACGACCGGGACCCCGACAGGGACUCCGACGACGCGCGCCGCUCCGACUCGGACCUCAGCGACUUCAACCCCUUCCGCGGCGGCAGCGACAGCGACGACGAUCCGUGGAUCGGUCGCAAAAAGAAGAUAGCCAAGAAGAAGAAGACAUCAUUGCCAAAGAAGAAGCCGGCCAGCACGCAGGACAAGAUCGAGACGAUGUUCGAGAGGAAGAACAACGCGCCGUCCACCGUCACCGUGACCACCGCCGGCCGCACCAUCUCGGGCACGCCCGUCGGGACCAACGGACUCUACCUCGGAGCGGCGCGCAGCCAGCCUCCACCGCGGUCGGCCAUCGAGCGAGCGUGCAGCAUGAAGGAACAGCUGCUGGCCGCCAUCGAGCGGCUCGGCCGCCGCCUGCCGCCCAACACGCUCGACCAGCUCGUGGACGAGCUCGGCGGCACCGACAACGUCGCUGAGAUGACUGGUCGCAAGGGCCGUGUGGUGCAGACAGAGGAUGGUCAGAUACUGUACGAAAGCCGGUCUGAAGCGGAUGUACCCCUCGAGACCCUCAACCUCACAGAGAAGCAGCGGUUUAUGGAUGGAGAGAAGGACGUGGCCAUCAUAUCUGAGGCGGCCUCCAGCGGUAUAUCACUUCAGAGCGAUAGAAGAGCUAGAAACCAAAGGCGACGAGUGCACAUUACGUUGGAGCUGCCGUGGUCGGCUGACAGAGCUAUACAGCAGUUCGGUCGCACGCACCGGUCGAACCAGGUGAACGCCCCGGAGUAUAUGUUCCUGAUCUCGGACUUGGCCGGGGAGCGGCGCUUCGCCUCCACCGUCGCCAAGCGGUUGGAAUCACUCGGGGCCCUCACACACGGAGACCGCCGCGCCACAGAGACCAGGGACCUCUCCCAGUUCAACAUCGACAACAAGUACGGUCGCACGGCGCUGGAGGCGGUGAUGAAGGCGAUCAUGAAGUACGAGUCUCCGCUGGUGGCGGCGCCGCGCGACUACGCCGGGGACUUCUUCCAGGACGUCGCCAGCGCCCUCGUCGGCGUCGGGCUCAUCGUCAACUCCGAGGCGGCCCCGGGCGUGCUCUCCCUCGACAAGGAUUACAAUAAUAUGUCAAAAUUCCUGAACAGAAUACUGGGCAUGCCAGUGGAUCUACAAAAUAGGCUUUUCAAAUAUUUCACAGACACACUCACCGCUGUUAUGGAGCAAGCGAAGCGGAGUGGUCGAUUCGACCUCGGUAUCCUGGAUCUCGGCAGUGCUGGUGAAUGCGUGCGGCGCGUGCGCUGCGUUCGAUUCCUACGGCGGCAUGCUACCGGACGCGCACCGGUAGAACUACACACAGUGCAUUCCGAGCGCGGCAUGGAGUGGAUGGAAGCGCUGGAGAAGUGUUCGGGCGGCGCCAACGCGCGAGACGGGUUCUACUUGUCGCAAGCCGCGCGCAACAACAAGUACACCGCCGUACUGUGCCUCGCUGCGCACUCGCACCUCGCCGCGCACAAGAAGGACAAACUCUCCAAGAAGGAGCAAAUGUUCCAGCUGUACAGGCCGAACACGGGGCUGCAGCUGCGGCUGGAGUCGCUGGCGGAGAUUGAGAAGAAGUACAAGAAGGUGGAGAGCGGCGAAGCAGAGUCGUGGUGGCGCGCGCAGUACUCGGCCUCAGUGCGGGUCUGCAGCCACGCCUACUGGCGCGGGGCCUGCCGGGGGGCCAACGACUGCGAGGUGGGCCUGCGGCGGCGCACGUACCACGUGCUGUCGGGCUCGGUGCUGGCCGUGUGGGCGCGCGUGGAGGCCGUGCUGGCGGCUCGCAGCGCGCUCAACAAGAUGCAGGUCGUGCGCAUCAAGACCGACCUCGGCCUCAAGAUCGUCGGUACAAUGAUUCCAAAGAAUUGCGUAGAACCACUGAAGGAGGCGCUGUCGUCCGACGCAGUGUCCGUCAACGAGCAGAACUUCGACCAGGCGGACGCGCCGAAAUGAGCGCUACAUUCGUAACUAUUAAGUCUAGAUUAGCGCGGACCCCACUCACAGUUCCUCUAUCUCUUUAUUUGCGUGUGGCCGGGACCUGCGGGCCCCGGGGAGGCGAGGAGGCGAGGAAUGGCCUUAGAACGGCGGCUCGUGCGUAGUCAAUUACGGGCGAAGCGACGCGGUACGACUGAUUUUUCUAUAGCUGGCUGUUGGACGUCUACGACUGUUGUGAUAUUACCAAUCAUCUCAUGUAGAGAAAUAAAAACACGUAGAAAUGUAAAAUGGACGAGGUCCAGCAAGAAAAGGAAGUAGAAAAUUAAAAUGAAUUGAAUUUGUCUAUGGUCUUUUUAUUUCUCUAGCUGGACCGCGACCGUCGACGUGUUCAGAUGCGACGUCGGUUGUGUGACGUGUAUAUUGAUUUAAGUGUACUCAAUGUGAGCUUUAUGCAUAUGUGCAUAAGUUGUUUUUUUAAUUACCUUCACACUCGGUAGUAUAUAAAAUUGUGACAGUUUUUAUUUUUUAAUUUGUUUCAAUGGCAAAGGCUCGUAGGUAUUCGGCUUCGGGCACGUUGUAUACGAAUCGAAUUUUAAUUUUUGUACAAAUAUCUAGUUAUUUAAUAUCAAAUUAUACAAGAAUUGUUUUUUUUUUAAUUAUUAUAAUUAACUUGAUUCCAACUGUAUAUCUGUAUGACAUAAUUUAUAACUUAGUAAUAUGGCAUAUGUAACGAUUAAGCGAUGUAUUGUAUGAUAUACGCGUUAGAGAAAAGUGCAAUAGAAUCGCGGGCUGCGGGCUCGAUUGUGGCGUAUGUACCACAGUACCAAUCUAAAACACUAAAUGGAAUCAUUCCUUUAUAGUCAAUAUUUGAUUUUUUAUACAUAUAUCGCACUAUGUCAAAUGCAAUAACUCCAAAAUUGCAAAUUUAAAGGAAAACGACUCUAAUAGUGAAGCUUUAAAGUAUGUUAUUACAAAAUCUUAUAUUUUAGUUAAUGUAGUUUAUUAAGCACCCUUAUAAGUAUAAUUACGAUUAAAGGGUGCAUUUCAA